Cephus cinctus (wheat stem sawfly) is the source of this 12028-nucleotide messenger RNA. RefSeq names its product ribosomal oxygenase 1 (gene NO66). Lineage: Eukaryota; Metazoa; Arthropoda; Insecta; Hymenoptera; Cephidae. Gene Ontology annotation, molecular function: histone H3K4 demethylase activity; histone H3K36 demethylase activity. Gene Ontology annotation, cellular component: nucleolus. The record is from RefSeq and is a predicted model, not a curated record. The transcript is spliced from 7 exons. The coding region runs from base 9683 to 11644 and encodes 653 amino acids.
AAAAAAAAAAAAAAAAAAAAAGAAACUAACCACACGGUAUAAACCCUCGCUCGGUUAUGCCUAUUAGAAUCUUAAGACACGCCGUGCCAUCUUUUGUACGGCAUCAUGCGUCGUCAGUCUAAAUCUAAUGUCAAUCGCCCUGCGUAGCCAUUAAGCGGCAGAUAUCGAAUAGGACGAAGCGUAGGGAUACUGCUUUUUUUGGGUUAUAAAAUCAAAUAACGCCAUUAUUCGUACUGCCCGGUCGAAGUAUGCAUAAAUCAUUCAAGAUGACAGUCUGAUGUCAACGUGGGGAAGAAUCAUGUUGAACAUCGACAGUCUGUGCGUCACCAGUGCGUGGAUGUGAAUCUUGUGAAACUUUCUUAACGCGUGACCCACGUUUCUUACGUGUUCCCGCAGUGUCUCGUGUCUGCGCAUGCGUAACCCACGUGACGCAGCUCGUCAACGGGCGCUCAAGUUUCGUGCUGGAUAAUCAUAUAGGCGUACCAGGCUGAUCGUUCUACCGUCUGGAAUCCGAACUGUAAAGCCGAAUCUCGUGAAACUCAACUCGGUGUUAAUUUUCAAGCGUCCUCCGACUGUGUAUAGCCCUUAAGGUCGUACGGCGAAUAACAUUGGCUAGAGAAGUGAGUGACGUGGCUAGAUGCGACGCGAAGAUGCUUUUGACGCGGAUGUCAAGUGAAAUUAAUUUUUCGUAAACCAUGUGUCACGCUAUGCGACUCCCAUAUACGGUUACGUCAAAGAAUAUAAAUAUCGACACUGCCUGAUUCGAUAACGAUGCUCCGACUGGUGGAAUCGAACGAUUAAUUUAAAUUCCAAUCGUCCGUUUGACUUACGUACUUCUUUACCUUGUUCCGUUUAUCUCCUUCGUUUCUUCGCAAGCCAAUGAACGCGCUGGCAACGUCGCGGAGCGUCACUCAUCGUCAGUCCCAGUUGAACUGUCAGCGACGGAGCAUCGUUCUCGCUCGGUACGAGCAACCGUAAUUUCUCCUUCGUAAUAGUUUUAUUUAACGUGGACAUUAGAUCUGGGCCGACUAUUAUCGCUCCCAAAGCAAAUGCAAUGCAUCAAACGAUUCGGAUAUAAGGAGCUCACGUAGGUACGAUUGAAGUAAUAAGAGAAUCCCAUGUGGAAGUUCAAUCGACCGAUGAAGAUAGUAAUUAACGAGUAGUUACAGUAAUUUCUUUUUGCUCCAGAUGGAUGAGGAGAGGAUGAAGGAAAAAAAGGAAGAAAAAAAAAUUAAAUAAAUAAUUUAAUAAUAAUGCAAGUUUCUUAGGUAUAAGGUUUAAGCGUACGUCUUUGGAUGAGACUCGUUUGAGGAUUGACGUUGAAAAGAAAAAAAGAAAAAAAAAGAAGGGAGUCCCGUCGUCUUUAUUAACGUGGCCGAAAACACGACGACACGCCGAAAUCCCCAUGCGUCUUCUUUCUUUCCCUUUGUCGUUUCGUCACUUGGCACUUAGUUUCUUGAAUCGCGCGCGCGCCUGCGCGCGCAGCUUCGGCGAAAUCCGCCGGAUCCAAUUACACACGAUACUUUGGUACAAUAAUCGACACAAUAAUCGUUAAUAAGGCGCAGCGCGGUGACAAAUAGAAUAAAGCGAAGUGCGUAGGCUAAUGACAUAAACACAUAAAGGUUCAUCGGACGUCGCGCGUACGAAAUCCAUUUUUAUUACGUAUUCUAUUGGAAUCUUUGAUACACGCGAUAUGCGCAACGAAGUCUCGAUCGUAAUAUAGAUUUUAUUUAAUUUCUUCAUAUUCUCGUCGUCUCGGUUCAGUAUUAAAAAGUGCAAAGAGAGCCGUGCUGUACGAAUUGUACGUCGCGUCUCCUCGAUCACGGGCAAAGAUAUUGAGAAUUUUUUUGUAUCUCGCGCAUGUAAUUUUUUUUUUUUUUUUUUCUAUGUAAAUCAUCCCUUUCGAAAUUGCAUACAAAAGUGCAUAGCGGGAGAUGCUGCAAUUUAUAUAUAUAUAUACAAAAAUAUUUUAAUAAACCAAAAACACGUGGGAAGGCUGCCUGUUCACUGUAUCGCUGUGUAUUAAGGAUUGCAAUGCUCUGUAGGCUUAACGAACGACAUACUGUUAAAUAUUAUCACGGAAAGUAUAAAAAAAAAAAAGAUGAAAAAAGAAGGACCUUAUCAUAAAUAUUUAUUCUAGUUGUAAAACUAAGUAAGAAAGCUUGGAAAGGGCAAACCUUGUACCACUGAUAACUCUAAUGGUAACUAUACACAGAACACACUCACAAACAUAUAUAUAUAUAUAUAUUACAUUUAAAAAAACCUAGUGUCUGACUUCAUGAAAAUUAGCUAAUUGUUAGGAUACCAUUUUUUCCCUUUGGUAAGAAUUUAAACUGCAAUUUUGAUGUCGCGUCUGCGCGAUCGUCCGUCUGGACGCGAAGCGCGCGUUUGGGUCUUACGUGCGUCUUGCAAUUUAAUAAAUACCGAAAUAAGAGAAGCGCGCGAGAGAGAGAGAGAGAGAGAGAGAGAGAGAGAGAGAGUGCGUGUGUGCGCGAAGUAUGUGAAAAAGUUAAUGUAGAAAGACGUGGGGAAAAAAAAAAAAGAAAGAAAAAAAGAUCAGCUCGACGAAGGUAACAGAAGGACCGUAUAUGUAAAUGAUAAAUGAAUUAAGGGAUCGGGUAUGUUGCAGGCGCCCAAUAUUAAAGCAAGCUCGAUAUGGAAGCGAGAGUGAAAUUGAAUGUAUUAUUAAAUGGAAAAAAAGAUUAAAAAAAAAAAUAGAUAAGAAAAAAUAAUAAUCACGUUACUAAGUGGGAUUAUGGAACCAAAAUGUUGGCAUUGAAAAACUUGGAUGCGUUUUUAAUUAUUAGCGUAUCGUGAAUCAUUAACGUUGAACGGUAACGAGGCCAUACAGAUCUAUUUAGGUUUAUAAGUCAUAAGCAGCGCUGUCUUAAUCGUGCCAGCUGCGACUGAUAAAUGCCAAUCGGUGCGCAUGGGAAUAUCAAACUAUUGUACGUGUACGAAAUGAGGUGGUGACGAAGAGAAGAAAAAAGAGAGAAGUGGAUCUGUUGAAAAAAAAUGUUUUUGUAAAUCUUUCGUACUUUCUUUUUUUCGUUUCUUGAUACUUUGCAUGCACACUUGGUAUGAGAUCGUGAAAUAAGCUGUCGAGCUUUGCUGUCGGAUCUCUUUGAUAUUUCCCUGUGCGCCCGCCGCCCGGACAUACUGGCCACACGUGUAUAUAUGUAUCGAACGUCUUUUUUUUUUUUUUACCCGCAUCAUCUUUCUUUUUUUCCGAAUUUAUCAUUGACGAGGCACGAGCAAUUUUUUUUCUCUCUUUUCUUUUUGUAACACUGUCAUGCUCUUUCUUUCUCCUUUGGGUCCGGUCUUUCUUCUUGACGUGACAGUUAAUCACAGCAGACACGUGGCUUUGUUUACAUUCGGAACGUUUGACGUUUGACGUUAUCUUUUUUUUUUUUACGUAUUUCUUCUCUUGCAUUGGAAAGACGAAAGUAUGAACGAGAGAAAGUCUUCUGUCGAUUUCUUCGUUACUUUUGUACGAUCAAAAAUCGCAUAACUUACGUGAACUGGCAAUCCCACCUUAUCACUCAAUAUACGCUCGAUCGACAAAGCCAAUGUUAAUCAGUGAUCGUCUGACAGAUGAAUUUUUUUUUUUUUUUUUUUCGGUCAUAUCAGGGCGAUAUGGUUGAAAGUUUGAUUCGUUCUAUAGGGUGUUCAAGAAUUGUGAAGUAAUGCGAGUUGGGCGCGACACGUGAAAAUAACGGGUUCACUUGUAUGACCCUUUUCUCAGGUGAUCAGUUUGAGGCUAAUCGAAGUAACAUGCAGACGAUAUUUUAAACGAACCGGACGAUUAAAUGGGAAUUAAAGUUCAUCAUUGCGCGUAAUCAGUAUGUAAAACAAUGAGGUUGGAUUUAAAAAAAAUAUAUAUAUAUAUAUAUAUAUAUAUGUACACUCUCUACCGUGCGAUCCAAAAAAUUUUUUUAAUGUAAGGAAAAGUAAUUUAUAUUUAUAUAUCUAUGUAUGUAUAUAUAUAUAUAUAUAUAGACAUGUACGUACAUAUGUUAUAUAUCUCUUGAGGUAAUGCCGAGAAAAAAAAAAGUAUAUGAGGAUGAAGCCGCAUGCGUAAAAUCAUAUAUACGAAAUGAUAAUACGGGUUCUAAUGAUAAAUAUUGUUUUAAUAAUAAAUUUUUGACGGAUUGCGUCAUUAUCUUUAUUUUUAUUUUUUUUUUAUUUUUUCUUUUCUUGGAACGAGUAUAAGUUUUACACUGGCUCUUAUCCUGUUAAAGUUUUCGGGCACUGUACGUCGAGGUCAUAAUUUUUUAACGCAUUUCGAACGUAAUCUCCGCGUGUAAGAAUUAGCGAGCACUUUUAUUCGUUUUUGUGUGUGUAAAUAUACGUUUUGGCCAAUCUCGCCGAAUCUCUUAACGUAUUUCGUUCUAGUUGUAAGUUGGGGCGCCUGUCACCCAAACGUGGCGAGCGAAAAAAGAAGUAUUGGUAAAUUUUUAAAAUUCAAGGCGCACCGUCGACAGCGUCGAAACAAAACGGGUAUUCCCCGGGAGCACGCGUAGAGCAACGACCGCGAGAUUCGUCUGAGAGAAAUAGAAAGAAAAAAAAAAAUGACAAAUGGCUACCCAUUACGUCUUUCGACGCGCCGUAGACGCCUGUUCGAUCUAACGAGAAAAAUGAAAGAAAAAAAAAAGUGAAGAAAAAUCCUAGUGGCAAAGAAAAAGAAAAAAGUGUAACGAAAAUUAUUCCUGAAACGGUCGGCCAGUAUAAAAUUUUCACAGCCGAACGACUCGAGGGUAAUUUCCCUAAAAACGAGAAUAUAGAGUGAGAAAGAUGAAAGAGAAAAAAAAACAAAGUAAACCAAUUGGAUCUGUGAUAAUACGUCGCUUUAAAACACACGAAACAAAACGAAAAAUAAUCCUCUUCCUUCUCGCGACGAACUCGCGAGGCAGCGCCCAAAGGGAUUUUGAAAUCGCGAAGAAUUCGCGCCUUUUUUUUAAUACCACGUUCACACUCACCACCCCACCACGCACAAAUACACCAACACGUAGGACAGAGAGAGAGAGAGAGACAGAAACAGGCGAUCGGUCUUUUCCGUCGAUUCUCGGCCACGGAACGUCCAACGUUCCACAGGUGUCUGCCGGGAGGAUUUCGGAAAGAGUAAUUUAAAAAAAAAAAGAACAUCCUUUCAACACUUUUAUCCGAUAUCAUUUUUAUUUAUUGCAAAAGAUAUUUUUACAACCCUUUUUUCCCGACUGUGGGUCGCUGUUAUCUUUUCAAUUUUAAACUUGCCCGCUUUUCCCGCGCCUGGGACCUGUCGAGGUGGCUACCCAACCCAAACGUUCGUCCGACUCGGCAAAGCAAGAACUUCUAUCGACGCGCAUGCGCAACGCGUGUUACUUAUUGUCUCGCAAUUACUUUUAAGGUAAUACAAUUAAAUACGAUAUAAGAAUUCCUCGUUUAAGAUUCGUAUAGAGUUUUAACGUGUCAGCUUUAAAAGUGGCGGCGGAGGAGGUUAGGGCGAAGUGAGAGUGCGUGAUGCGUGUGUGCCUGUAUGUGCCGAUACAUCGCUGACGAUUGAUAGUAAUUAAUAAUUAUUGAUCUAAACAAUCACGCUCGGAUUCACACGGCGCUACGGACACCCCCGGCAUGCCCUACGAUUUAUUAAUCUUACGUACACCAUUAUUAUUAUUAUUGCCGAAUACUUAAGGAUCAACGCGAUGUCUUCUAGAGACUAGUUAUUUCUAUUAUUAUUAUUAUCAGCAUCAUCAUUAUUAUCGUUCUAUCAGUUCAGAGUGCGUGUCUGGAUCGUGUAUAUGUGUAAGUUGGAUGAUAGACGGAUGAUCCUCCAGCGUAAAGAUUUGUCUUAAUAAUAAGACAAGACAAAGAUAGCGACGAACGAGUUGCAUUAAAUUUGAAGAAAAAAAAAUUGGAGAGAAGAAAAUUUCGUGGAGAAAAAAAAUAAUUAAAAAUUGACAAAAAUAACGUAUAGAAAAAUCGGAUCGAUAGGGCGGUCUUAGAAGUGCCUGACGCUUACGUUCGACUACGUGAAAACGAUGAGGACAGGCAGAAAAAAAAAUGUCACACUUUUAUGGAAAAUUUGUAAAAACCCAUAAUUCAUUCGUACCGAUCGACGGAACGAUCGGGAUCGAUGAUAAGUCGAUCUUCGGUAUUCUAAAUAUUGCAAUCGAUCCUGCCGUCAGGCUCUCAUAUACGUCUGGAUUCGUCGAUCAGUCUCUCCGAUAGUUUUUUAAGGAAGAAACGAGAAGGCGAAUUACGAAUUACUUUUUUUUUUUUUAUAUUCUUUCUUUGACUUUCUGCAUGUUUUUCUUUUUAGGGCGAAAAAAAGAAAUCGCUCGUUACUUCAAAGAAUUCGUACGUGUCUAGUAGGUCAUUUAUUAAGGGCGGAUAUCAUUGUUUAAGCUGGCUGCACAUUGAAAGUAACUUAAUUGUAUUUGUUGGAGUCUUAUCAAAAUGCCGGGUAACAUGUUAUUGAUUAGUUGUAAGAUAUAUACAUAUUAUAUGUAUGUAUAGUAUAUAUAUAUAUAUACAUAUACUAUAUAUUUAUGAAUGUCGCGGUAAUUUUAAAUGUUCGCACCCGCAGCAAACCAAACGGCCCACCCGUACGUCAAAUAGCCGUUCCCCCUCUCUUUUCCCUGAUCGCCCCUCCGCUCCUUCUCGUCCUCCCCUCAUUCUAUUCCGGUAGUAACGUAAAUUUACCAGCUUUUCGAAAUAGCAAAUUACACACCCCGUGGAUAUUAUAGGUUCGUACUGCGCUACAAUGAUAACAAGUACCAUGUAAUAUUUUACGAUUAAUCGCUUUUGUUUUUUUUUUCUUUUUUCUUUGAUUUUAAGCAUCUCUUGAAAUAACGAAUGCUCGAUCAGACUUUUUUUUUUAAUAUUGACACGUUAAUCACGUUUGUCUUUCUGAGAGAGAAAGCGAUCGACGAGCAUUUUUAAAAUUAAUUUUUCUUUUCUUUUCGAAAGAAAAAAGAUCGUUUAUAGGUAUCAUUGAAAAAUUUGGAAUCGUUUACUUUUAAUGUAAUUAUCUAUACGAUUAUCAUUAAUGUAGAGUGUAAUGUAUAUUUGAAGGAUGCUGCUGUCUAUUAUUAUUGUCAUUGCUAUUGCUACUGCUACUGCUCUUACGUUCAAUGCAAUAAAACAGAAGAGAUAUGCACUUUUGGCAUUGAAGCCGUUUACGAUAAAUCGUAUGACGAUUUAUUGGGGUCCCGGACCACGCUGUUCGAUCGGGCAUUUUGUAUUUGAGGAAAUGAAUUUUUUUUUUACUGUCAUCGAAUUACGAACUUUUACAUUCUUGCUGUACUCGCUUGUUUUAUUCUUUUCCAGUGUCUCGCGGGAAAUUAAGCACGGCUUAUGCUUUAUCGGACUCGCGAUUCUUUUGUUUAAAUAAUCAGCGCAGGAUCUGAUUUAUUUAGUAAUGGACGGAGGAAGGUAAUGAUAAAUAUUUGAAAAAUCUUAUGUAAGUCGAAACGACACGAUUGAGCUACUUUGCAGAGUAUAAUAUCGCGUUUGCCUUAUUUCAAUUAUUUAUUGUCACGCGCAAUGAGGAUUCUGUAAAGGGACGCGAAAGAUUUGGCAUUGGUCAUAGUCAUAAAACGGCGCCAUAAUAACCUUGUUGGGUUAAUUACAAUGCGAUCGAUGAGUCUAAUGUGAAUUAAUAGAAUAAUUCGAGUAACUAUCACACGGUGUACAUACAUGAUACAUAAUCUUCGUUAACGAGCAACAUAAAAUGUGAAUGGAGGCUGGAUUUAAGUCGUUAAGUAUACUUAAGUUAAAUGAAUAUUUUAUGUAACUCUAAGAGACGAUAAUUAUGAUUUCUCGAUAGAACAGUAAGUAAGGUCGAUCAAUGUCUUAUCCCAAUCUCAGUUUUUCAGUAUAUCAAUCGUAGAAUAUCUCUAGAGAACUUUUAAUCGUGGUAGACGGUUAGCGACGAGGUGAUAAAGCAGUUUGAAGUAUUUCCCAGAAGUCACGUUGGAAUAUUUUGUUGAUCUAAUUCCAGAUUCAUAUGAAUAUAUAUGAGCAGCACUAAUAAAGCUAACACGGCGCAGACGUUAGCACAGACAGAUUACAUAACCUCGUUGUUUGGACUUGUUUAUUCGUAAUUUUGUCAUUCGUAUAUAAUUAUUUUUCCUUUACGAGCUUCCCUCGUCUUACGUGGCAUCGGGCCUUGUCUUUUGUAGCUCCGACUCGUUGCCGAUUAUUCAAAUUUGUAAAAUCAAUAUCUCACGAGGAUCUUCACGCUUGUUCGCUUCUGUUUUCCCAGCUCGACCGAACGAUUCACUUUGAAUAACGCGCCACUGCGUCCUUUUUCUUUUACCAAUCAAAGGGAAAAUCACGACGCGCAUGCGCGUCAAGGACGGAACUCGGCAGACUCGGGACUUUAGAGUGCGAAAGCGUCGAAUUUUUUUCGUUUGAGAUUCCAUGUUAAACGCGUAUUUGUCUCGGCGGUUUAUUGACAACUGUGGGUUUUCGAUCGAUAUGCAAUUUAAUAUUACAGGAUGAACUGUCGAUCGCUCUUUGCUCAGAAGCAACGCGUCGCCAUUGCAUACAGAAUAGUUUGUAGGUAUGUAUCGCGAUCUUGUUCUUUAAUGAAGGAUUGCUUGAAUCACGUUUAUAAGGUAAAAUGAAUAAUUGAUAUAAUUUUUAUUACUGAGAAACUUAAAUACGCCCAUGUUGUACAUAUCGUUUCCGGUACCACCGAUGAUACAUAUUCAAAAAUAGGAGCCCUUCCGCUCGAUGAAAAUUACGGUUCUUCGUUAAACUUUUAACGGUAAAAACGGGUCACUUACAAAUUUGCUCUAAUGACUUUCGUCUUUCUCAUUUUAUUUUCUUGGAAGGAAAGUUACGUGGCGUCAGGCGGCAACGUGUAUUUACCGUACUGAGCCGGCGUAGGUAUUGCGCAUUGUGGCGCGAAUAAUACGGGAAAUAAUUUUCUUUACGUCAAAAUUCUUUUAGGUAAGCUAUCCUAGCUGUAUAAGAUUUAUUAUCAAUGUGUUAGAAUUACAAAAAUCUAAAUAAACUUUUAAACCAAUUCACUGUACAAUUUACAUUGCUAUUUUGUUUCGACGACCUUUGUCAGAUUCAUAUGAAUAUACAAAUCUUCGAAAACUUGGGUUACGAUUGGUUUCAAGUAGUGCCACAAUACGGCGUUUUGUUCUCGCUAGUCGUUCUUUAGUUUGGAUGGAAUAAAAGUUUUGACAAAACGAAUUGUUCGAUCAUGCUUGAUCUUGGCUUCAAAAAUUACAAUAUGGAUAUGAAUGUAUAUGAAGUAUUGCAAAUCGCAUUGAGCGUUAAAGAAUUUUUGUUUCUUUGAUGUAAUUAUUUAUGUCAGAGAAACUUCAAUAUUCGUGUUCGACCAAGUGGAAGACUUGGUCCAAUUUUAUAUCUGGGUGUAAACCCAUAAUAAUACAAACAACUGAAUAAUAGGAAAAACAUGUAUGUGGGUUGGAAAUUGUAUAAAUGAGUAAAACUUCGGGACUCUGGAUAUGUCUGUCCUUGUCGUAUGCACGUAAAUAAAUAUGUCUGAUUCUUUUGCACUCACCACGUUACAGAAGUUUUCAAAAUCUUAGAGAUUAGGAUCUUCCUCUAAUCGGUUCAUUAAAAUGAUCUAGUAUACUGGUACAGAUAUACUUGAACGGUCGUAUGCGUGAACACGUGCGCUGAUCUGCGCACAGCGACAGAAAGUGUAGUAGUCAGUCUUAUGAAAAUAUCAGUGAUAAUACAAAUGGCUGCCAAAGGAAAUACUAUAUCUGCAUUUGCAGCCUAUAACAUGAAGCGCAGGAGUUUGGAUAACUCAAUUAAACAGAAGAAGGCAAAGAAAGCACGAGCUUCAUUAGGAAACCUAACUCCUAGUCAGGAGACUAAACAGAGGGAAAAAAUUAAACAUGAUCUCAAAUCUAUUAAGGCUGAUAAACAGUCGAAUGGUACAAAGACAUCGUUGAAUAAAACUCUUCCUGUUGUAUCUUUAACUAAACUUGCUAGGCAAAAAAAAAGAAAGUCACAUAGUCCAGCUAAGAUAAAGGGAGUAGUUAAGAAGAUAUUCGAACAAAAUGUCUUAAAUGAUGAAGACCCUGUGAAAUCAUCAAAAAAGUAUGAAAAUAAAUCUAAAUCAUCUGAAAGCAUUUUGAAUUCGUCAAAAUCAUCCAACCGAACUCUGAAGUCCAGAGGGCAAAAAUUGAAGAGACAGAAGAAAAAUCUAAAGGAAAGAGUUAAUAAGAAAAAGAAUGCAUCACCAAUUAAUGGAGAGAAUCAAAUGGAUCACAAUUCAGCAUCUGUAGAUUUUGAUAUAGAUAAGGAAAUCAUAGAAAAGCUACCAGUUCUUGACUCUGCUGAGGAAGGCAAGACAUUAUUCCAGUGGCUCAUUCAUCCAGUCAAAAUCGAAGACUUUUUUGAGCAAAAUUGGGAGAUGAGACCGUUGCAUAUUAAACGAAAGAAAUCUAACUAUUAUAAACAGCUUAUGUCAACCCCCAUACUCGAUAGUGUCUUGCGUAACUUCUUUAUCAAAUUCACUGAAAACAUUGAUAUUACAUCCUAUAAUAAUGGGGAGCGAACAACUCACAAUCCCCCAGGUCGAGCUCAUCCCACUGUGGUGUGGGAUUAUUACAUGAAUGGUUGUUCAGUAAGAAUGUUAAAUCCCCAAUCCUUUAUUCCAAAACUUCAUACCUUGAAUGCGACACUCCAAGAAUAUUUUGGCUGCUUCGUUGGUGCCAAUUCCUACCUAACUCCACCAGACAGUCAAGGAUUCGCACCCCACUACGAUGACAUAGAAGCUUUCAUUUUACAAAUCGAGGGCAAAAAAAGAUGGAGACUUUAUGGAGUACAGACAGACGGCGAUUACCUGGCACGAAAUUCCUCCGGAAAUUUUACAGGUGAUGAAAUCGGCGAGCCUAUACUGGAUACUGUCGUGGAAGCUGGGGAUUUAUUGUACUUCCCACGAGGAACCACUCAUCAGGGUGAAACAAUCGACGGUGUUCACAGUCUGCAUAUUACUUUGAGUGUCUAUCAGAAAAAUAGCUGGUGCGAUUUUCUUGAGAAACUCAUCCCCGAAGCUCUCGAUCGCGCCAUCAUGAAUGACUGCGAAUUCCGUCGAGGAUUGCCUCUCGAUUAUCUAAGACACGUGGGACUCGUCUACUCUAACACCGAGAGUGAAAAGCGAACCCAGUUUAUCACAAAGACAAAAGAAUUACUUCACCAACUGGUGGACCACAUAGACGUAGAUAAAGCUGCGGAUAGCAUGGCAUUGCGACAUAUAUACGAUUAUCUGCCACCAGCGCUAACUGCACAGGAAACUGUAUGCUCAGUCUAUGAGGACGGCGAGAGGAUGGUCGCCGAUGGCGUUGUUGAAAAUCGUGUCGAGAUAGAACCAGAUACCAGAGUUAGAUUACUGAAAGCCAACUGUGUGAGAUUGGUCGAUGUGAAUGGCGAUCUCAGGAUCUAUUAUUCCACCGAGAAUUCCAAGGUGUAUCACGAGUACGAACCAGAGUACCUAGAGAUUUCAAGGGAACUAGCACCUGCAGUGGAAGCCAUUAUAUUGAAUUAUCCAGACUUUGUGGCUGUUGAGGAUUUACCUAUUGAGGACGACCAUGAUAAACUUCAGGUAGUGAAGGAUCUCUGGGAGAAAGGAAUUCUGGUGACGGAUGAGCCAUUGCCUGUUGCAUCAUAAUUUAUAAGUAUACAAACACUUUGCAUUGGCACACUUUAUUUCAUUCAAUUCUGCAUGAUAUCAACGAAACUAUAUUUUCUUUUCAUAAGUUGAAUUCUGUUCUCGUACCUCAAUACUUCUCAUAGUAUUACUGAUAUUACUUUGUCGUCACUGACAAAUAUUUUAUAUUCUUACUUUGACUAUUUUAUGAUAUAUAAAGAACUUUUAAUUCAAUGGCUUACAGUCAUGUAUCAUUAUUGAUGCAUCAUUCUUUAAUAAACAUUUUUGCUGCCAGAAAUGAUUUUUUAUUUUAAAUUUGUUUUGCUGUUAUGCAUGUAUUACAUAUAAUAGAGCCUCGGUGCCUAAAAGACAUACUGGCACAAUCGUUUAUACAAUGGCAAAUGC